Messenger RNA from Clupea harengus (Atlantic herring), 2589 nucleotides. RefSeq names its product KLF transcription factor 2b (gene klf2b). Lineage: Eukaryota; Metazoa; Chordata; Actinopteri; Clupeiformes; Clupeidae. The record is from RefSeq and is a predicted model, not a curated record. Gene Ontology annotation, molecular function: RNA polymerase II cis-regulatory region sequence-specific DNA binding; DNA-binding transcription factor activity, RNA polymerase II-specific. Gene Ontology annotation, biological process: regulation of transcription by RNA polymerase II.
CAACCCAUCUCCGAGAAAAUGUGCUGGGUGCUGUUUGCCUGCUUUCUAGCAUAGGGUAUAGAUUGUGGCCUGAGCUUUGCUCUGAAAGAAUGUAUUCUGUCAUUGUUUAUUUUUACAUAUGCAGACUUAUUUAGGAAAAUCCUUUAGACUACGCAUUGACUUCUCAAAUGUAUCAAAUCCUUACAAGAUUCAAGAAGGCAGUCUGAAGAAUAUGGAGCAUCAUUUAUUUCUGCCUCUCCUGUCUUUAAAAUGGUUAUUUCUGUUACUUUUUUCUUGUUUGGGCGAUUUACAGUAGCCUAGUACAUGGUGGCGUAGCCUGUUGCCUUUCACCCAUAGUGUUUCUCUUUUUUUCUCUACUACUCCCUCACUCCCGCCCCCGCCAGCCCAUAAAGGGGCCGGGCCACUGUGCGUCAUCUCUACCCGAGCGGCUCCACAGAGCUUUAUAGGUUUGCAUGAGCGCAAGGACACAGACUGCUCAGCGAGAAGCGAGAGCUGCACUUUAUAUACCGGGGCUAAAUUUAGGGCUACGUCCAUCCUGAACGUGUUUCCUCCACUCGCUCAAUUGGUCCAGCUAUUCAGCUGCAAUAUUUAUAAGGUAGGAGGAUCUCCUGCCGUACAAACUUGUAUACUUGAGUGGUCCGUCUUAGUCAGUUCUUAAUACUUGUGAAAAGCAAAGUAUACGCAAGGCACACAGUUUAAACUCAAGAGAAGAACUUUGGACUUAUGGAGAUGGCCUUAUCUGGGACCAUUUUACCAUCAAUAGCAACAUUCUCAAACCAAAAGGACAAACUUUGGGAACAAAGGUGGAAAAACGAAGGGGACAAGCCCGUGUCUUCCAACUGCACUGAUCUAAAUAUGGUCCAAACCAUGGACAGUUGCCGUGGAAGAAAGGACGACGAGGAUCUGAGCAAGUACUUGGAUCUGGAGUUUAUUCUCGCCAACACGACCGGCGCCGACAGCAUCGGGGCGCUCAACACAGGUGUGGAGUAUUCCAUGGCAGCCACGGAACCGUGCAGCCUCUACCAAAUGGUUAACGGCAUGAGCUCUUUCCACUCAAACGAUGCCAGCCCGCCUCCACCACCCUACAACAAUAGCCUCAUGGCUGAACUUUUGAGAGCCGACGUUGACAGUUAUGGCAUGGCAAGCAGUGGCACCAUUCAAGGAAGAUUUCUCAUUAACUCAGCACCAUUUCCUAGACAGGACUUUGUUGACAUCAAAGUCGAGCCGAACAUGGACAGUUACGGACCUGUUAUGGGCAUGGUCCCUCAGACAUGUCAGAAAAUCAAGCAAGAGGGCAAUGUAUCAUGCAUGAUGUCUUUCGAGCAGCCACGAAUUGCCAUUUCCCCGCGGGCGGCUUCCAACAUGACUCCGCCGCUCAGUCCGGAUGACCAAGUGAAUUCUGAGUGCCAGCCUCAGGUCUGUCACAGCAUCUUCCCACAGACCUACUCCGCUAUUCCCUCAUUCGCACACCACCCAGCUCAUCCACCGCCUCAGCAGAUGCCACAUCCGUACCGGGGAGCGCACCAGUUUGGCAUGUUCGAAGACGGUCUUGGUAUGCAGCCGGGCUCACAGAGAGCCCUGCUCACACCUCCGUCAUCGCCACUCGAGCUUCUGGAUGCCAAGCCCAAGAGAGGACGUCGUACCUGGCCAAGGAAGCGCACUGCCACGCACACCUGUACCUUCGCUGGCUGUGGCAAAACUUACACCAAGAGCUCACACCUCAAGGCUCAUCACCGAACACACACAGGUGAAAAGCCAUAUCACUGCAACUGGGAGGGCUGCGGAUGGAAAUUCGCUCGUUCCGACGAGCUGACACGCCACUUUCGCAAGCACACCGGUCACCGUCCCUUUCAGUGUCAUCUCUGCGAGCGUGCCUUCUCCAGGUCGGAUCACCUGGCACUGCACAUGAAGCGUCACCUGUAAAAGGAUGCAGGACUGAGACAACAGUUUUGAAGAACAUGACUUUUCUUAUGCCAAUUGCCUUAUAUUAUUGUUUUUUAUUUAAUUUUCAUACGACUCAAAGGCAUUUUCUGUCGUUUAUAAAGACUUAUAAUGUUAUAAUUUUUUUAACAAAUGUAGCUGGUACUACGAUUGCAAGAGCAAAAAAAUGGCUCUUUUUUUUAGUGCAUUGGGGUCAAACCACCAACUUGUAAAGUUGGCUUUUGACAUGUGUGUAUUCAACUGGAACAGUGUAUAGCAGUGCCUUUUUAUUUACGAGUACAAACUACUGUAUGAGGGCAAGCCUAUUGACUAGCAAUGUUCAGAAAAAAACAAACAGAAAGUAAUAUCUGGAUUGACAACAUGAGCGCAGUGAUAUGACAAUGUUUUGGUUUAGAAACUGCCUUAAAAGUUUCAGUGACUCCAGCUCUGUGCAUUUUUUGCAAGUCAGUUCUGAAGUCAUGAUGAAUUUGGUUUAAAUGUAUUUCUAUUCAAACAUGUUGUAUUAUCUAGGUACAAUAACUGUAUUCUCAAGCCCCAAUGUACAAUACCAAAUCAGGGCUUGAUGUCCUGUUUUUUAUGAAAUAUGUAUAUAAAUUUUAUAUUGUAAGUAGGGUAUUUAUUGUAAAUAUUAAACUAAAUUUGAAUAUA